AUGCUUCCGCGAGCUUCCCUUGGCCGGACCGCCGCGCGCGUCUGGCGCAAUGGCUGCUAUCAACAGACCACCGUACGAGGCAUGGCAUCGCAGGCCGGUCUCGAAUUUGAGACUAGUGAGAGUGCUGGUGUGAAGCUUGCCAGCAGGGAGAUCUCUGGACCAACUACCACCCUUACCGUGGUUGCUAAGGCCGGUUCCAGAUACGAACCAUUGCCCGGCUACUCUGAGGCAUUGGAGAAAUUUGCUUUCAAGUCUACUCUCAAGCGUUCGGCCCUACGAAUCACCCGUGAGAACGAGCUUCUCGGAGGCCAGCUUUCCUGCUACCGAUCAAGAGAGAACCUUGUUCUCUCUGCCCGCUUCCUCAACAACGAUCUGCCAUACUAUGCUGAACUUUUGGGAGAAGUUGUCUCGCAGACCAAGUAUUGCACCCACGAACUCAACGAGCUUAUUUUCGACCUCAUCAAAGCCUCACAGAACAACAUUGCUGCGUCUCCAUCGACUCAGGCUCUUGAUGCUGCGCAUACCCUUGCUUUCCAUCAAGGACUCGGAAACCCACUCACCAUCCCAGCUGCUACUCCACUGAAGAAGUAUGUGUCUGCUGAGGGUGUUGCCUCCUUUGCACAGGGUGUCUACACCAAGCCAUCUAUUGCCGUUGUCUCCAGCGGUUCCAACUCUGCUGAGCUAUCCAAAUGGAUUGGCCAGUUCUUCAAUGAGCUUCCUACCUCCACUGCUUCCGGUCCUCUCGCCCCAGCUGCCACCCAGCAGACCAAGUACUUUGGAGGAGAGCAACGAAUCUCCAGCCAGGCCGGAAAUGCUAUUGUCAUUGCUUUCCCUGGUUCCAGCGCCUACGGCGCCUCUGGAUACAAACCAGAGCUCGCCGUUCUCGCCACCCUCCUGGGUGGAGAGUCCAGCAUAAAAUGGUCUACUGGAUCUUCCAUCCUCGCAAAGGCUGCUGAAGGUUUCCCUGGCGUCCGCGUCUCCACCAACCAGUCCGCCUACAGUGACGCUGGAUUGUUCCAUAUCACUAUCUCUGGCCAGGCUGCCGACCGUGUCUCUCAGGCCGCCAAGGCUAUUGUUGAUGCCUUGAACAACGUCGCUGCAGGCAACGUUGCUGCCGAGGACGUCAAGAAGGCCAUUGCCCUUGCCAGAUUCAAUGUGCUUGAUGCCGGAUCCAGCCUUACCGCCGGAAGCGAGGCUACUGGCUCUGCUCUCAUCCAUGGUGGCAAGCCAUUCAGCAUUGUUGCUAACGCACAGGGAAUCGAGAAGGUCACCGACGCCCAGGUCAAGGCUGCUGCCAAAUCCCUCCUAAGCAACAAGGCCUCCGUUGCUACCGUCGGAGAACUCUUCUCUCUCCCAUAUGCUGCCGACCUCGGUCUCACUGUGUAA
Trichophyton benhamiae CBS 112371 is the source of this 1386-nucleotide messenger RNA. RefSeq lists its product as uncharacterized. The coding region runs from base 1 to 1386 and encodes 461 amino acids. The record is from RefSeq and is a predicted model, not a curated record. The transcript has 4 exons. Lineage: Eukaryota; Fungi; Ascomycota; Eurotiomycetes; Onygenales; Arthrodermataceae. Gene Ontology annotation, molecular function: metal ion binding. Gene Ontology annotation, cellular component: mitochondrion.